CAACACCGAUCGAGAAACGGUUUCUGGAAGAUUGUUUCGUUGACGUAAGAUAUCCAACAGCCCCACUACCUCGACCAGGCCAAGGUAUCAAAGUCCCUGACGAAGAAAUCGCCGCAGACAGUCCGCUUCUUCCUUUCGAAAAGAAUCAGUCUAUGAGAAUGAAAGUGUUAAUUUUCGCCGUUGUUGCGGUAUUCUACGUUCAAUCGGCACUCGGUGUCGACACACACGAGCACAACAAGGUCGUGUGUUAUUGGAAUAGCACGGCCUUCGAUCGACAAGGGCCAGGAAAGUUCCAGUUGGACGAUGUUCGCUCAGCCUUAUCUCUCUGCACACACCUGGUCUACGGGUUCGCAGGGAUCAGUGCGGACUCGUUCGAAGUUGUCCCGUUGAAUCCAACUUUGGACACUGGAGUCGGGUAUUCUUACUACAAGCUCGCCACACAACUGAAAAGAACCUUCCCAGAGUUGAAGGUCUACCUCGGCAUUGGUGGCAACGCUGAUCCUAACGACGACACUCACAAGUAUCUUGUUCUUACCGAGACAGCAGAAUCCAGAUCCAAGUUCAUCAACUCGGUCAACCGUCUCCUCAACGACUACGACUUCGACGGGAUCGACUUGGCCUGGCAGUUCCCAACGGUGAAAGUGAAGAAACAACGUGGCACGUUCGGUUCCUUAUGGCACGGACUGAAGAAGACCUUUGGCUAUGGGAAAUUCAAAGACGACAAGGAGCUGGAGCAUCGCGAUGGCUUCACCAUAUUGGUCCGCGAUCUGAAGGCUCAGCUCAGGCCGAGAAUGAAGGCUCUGACUGUUACAGUGCUCCCUCAUGUCAACAGCAGCGUUUAUUACGACGCCAGGUUGUUGGCACCCAACAUCGAUGCCGUGCACCUGUUCACCUUCGACCAGAAGACGCCGGAACGCAACCCGCAAGAAGCUGAUUACCCGGCACCCAUUUACGAGAGUUACGGACGCGUUCCUCAGGACAACGUUGACGCCACCACCAGUAUCGAUUUGGUUUCAAGGUACUGGCUCGAGAAUGGAACGCCAGGCUCGAAGAUAGUCGUCGGAAUCCCAACGUACGCCAGAACGUGGAAACUCACGUCGGACAGUCAGAUAUCAGGGGUGCCACCAAUCGUUACCGACGGCCCGGGAGCAGAAGGGCCGCACACGAACGUGCCGGGGCUUCUCUCGUACGCGGAGGUCUGCUCCAGGCUGACAGAAUCCGCUGUGGGCCGUCUGAGACGCGUUGGUGACCCGUCCAAGAAGUACGGUGGCUACGCGUACCAACCUUACAACGAGAACACUGGCGAGGAUGGCAUUUGGGUCGGCUACGAGGACCCCGACACCGCUGGUAACAAGGCCGCCUACGCCAAGGCGAAAGGUUUAGGCGGCGUUGUCAUCUACGACCUGUCGUUGGACGACUUUCGCGGUGUUUGCACAGGAGACAAAUUCCCCAUCAUCAGGGGUGCCAAAUACAAGUUGUAAGAACGUUGCCAGAAAGAGACUGGUUGCAUAACGAGAGAGUCUGACGUGGCCAAUUCUCGUAACUUAAGCUGGAAAAUGUAUUUUUUUUUUUUUUUUUAUUAGUUUUCUGAAGUAUCCAGUUGGUUGGCCACUUGAUGUUUUUAUACUCCUUACGUGGUUUUAGUCUCUCGCGUAUGCUACAUUUUAGAGGCUGUUCAGCGUUUGGCGAAAAUUGGAGGAGAAGAUUCGUUGUAUCGAAAAUAAAGUUGAAGUCUUCGAGA
Messenger RNA from Frieseomelitta varia, 1741 nucleotides. RefSeq names its product chitinase-like protein Idgf4 (gene Idgf4). Gene Ontology annotation, cellular component: extracellular region. Gene Ontology annotation, biological process: chitin catabolic process; carbohydrate metabolic process. The transcript is spliced from 6 exons. The coding region runs from base 153 to 1481 and encodes 442 amino acids. The record is from RefSeq and is a predicted model, not a curated record. Gene Ontology annotation, molecular function: chitin binding. NCBI's taxonomy places the organism in Eukaryota, Metazoa, Arthropoda, Insecta, Hymenoptera, Apidae.